This is a messenger RNA of Coregonus clupeaformis (lake whitefish), 2961 nucleotides long. Its product is annotated as mitofusin-1. Gene Ontology annotation, biological process: mitochondrion localization; mitochondrial fusion. The transcript has 18 exons. Lineage: Eukaryota; Metazoa; Chordata; Actinopteri; Salmoniformes; Salmonidae. The coding region runs from base 159 to 2396 and encodes 745 amino acids. The record is from RefSeq and is a predicted model, not a curated record. Gene Ontology annotation, cellular component: mitochondrial outer membrane. Gene Ontology annotation, molecular function: GTP binding; GTPase activity.
UCUGACUGUUUGGAGCUGCUGGGACUGAAUGACAGAUGAAAGGUUAGCGAGCUACCUGUAGAAAUAACUUUACCAAAUAUCGACAAUAAGGUUUACUCCUGUCUGUGGUAUGAAAAGGUGACUUUGGCCAUCUCGCCUUGUGAUCAGAAAGCUGAAGCAUGGAUUCGCCUCAGGGGGACUUCUCUCCACUCAAACGCUUUGUAGUAGCCAAGAAGAAGAUCAGUGACGUGUUUGAUCAACUGCUGGAGUAUGUGACGGAAGGCUUGGUGUUUGUAGAAGAAACGUGUCGAAAUGACGCCUUGGAGAACAUUGCAAGUCGGGAGCAACAGGAGCAGAUUCGGGCGUAUGCCGGGAAACUGCAAACUAUAAAAGAUGUGCUGGCACGCAGACACAUGAAGGUGGCCUUCUUUGGCAGGACGAGUAACGGUAAGAGUACAGUGGUGAAUGCCAUGCUGAGGGACCGGGUGCUGCCCAGUGGCAUGGGUCACACCACCAACUGCUUCCUGAGUGUGGAGGGCACGGACGCAGACCAUGCCUACCUCAAGACAGAGGGCUCAGAGGAGGAGAAGAGCAUCAAAACUGUGAACCAGCUGGGUCACGCGCUGCACAUGGACCAGAGUCUGGACGCAGGCUGCCUGGUCCGAGUCUUCUGGCCCAAGACCAAGUGUGCCCUUCUCCGAGACGACCUGGUCCUCGUAGACAGCCCUGGAACAGAUGUCACCACGCAGCUGGACAGCUGGAUCGACAAGUUCUGCUUGGACGCUGAUGUCUUUGUGCUGGUGGCCAACUCUGAAUCAACCCUCAUGAACACGGAGAAGCAUUUCUUUCACAAGGUGAACGAGAAGCUCUCCAAACCCAACAUCUUUAUUCUCAACAACCGCUGGGACGCCUCAGCCAAUGAGCCAGAGUACAUGGAGGAUGUGCGCAAGCAGCACAUGGACCGCUGUGUCGACUUCCUAGUGGAGGAGCUGAAGGUGGUGGACCGGGAGCAGGCACCCAACCACAUCUUCUUUGUGUCAGCCAAGGAGGUGCUCAACUCCCGUAUGCAGCGCGCCCAGGGUAUGCCAGAGUCCGGUGGAGCUUUAGCAGAAGGUUUCCAGGAGAGGCUCAAGGAGUUCCAGAGUUUCGAGAGGAUAUUUGAGGAGUGUAUCUCGCAGUCAGCAGUGAAAACAAAGUUUGAGCAGCACACUAUCAGGGCCAAGCAGAUCACUGAAACGGUCAAAUCCAUCAUGGACGCCAUCAACAUCGAGGCGGCAGAGAAGAGAGUGGCCUCAUUGGAGGACCGUGAGUACCAGAUGGACCGUCUGGAGUUUGUGAAGAACCAGCUCCAGCUGCUCAUAGAAGACAUCAAGAAGAAGAUCAAGGCUGUCACAGUAGAGGUGGAGAGCAAGGUGUCCAGCGCCAUGGGCGAGGAGAUCUGUCGUCUCAACGUGCUCGUCCAGGAGUUCCACUCUGACUUCCACCCCUCGCUCCACAUCCUCAAGUGCUACAAAUCAGAGCUCCUGAGCCACAUCGAGGAGGGCAUGGGCAAGAAUCUGGCCUUCCGCUGCUCCAACGCCGUCAACGCCUCCGUGCAGUCCUCCCAGAGAGACAUGAUCGAGAGUCUGCAGCCUCUGCUGCCUCCUGCUGUUCAGAACCAGAUACAGACGCUGGUGCCCUGCCACAAGUUUGACCUGACCUACGACCUGAACUGUGCCACGCUCUGCUCGGACUUCCAGGAGAACAUAGAGUUCCAGUUCUCGAUGGGUUGGACGGCGCUGGUCAACCGCUUCCUGGGGCCCACCAACGCCAAUCGGGCCCUCAUGCUGGUCGACAAGAACUUCCCGAUGACGCGCUCCCUGUCCACCACGCCAUCUAACGGCCCCUCCAGUGUUGCGGUGGCCCAGCCCCAGGAAGCCGCGCUUUCCCAGGAGGACCUGAUGAUGUCCGUGGCCACCAACCUGGCCUCCCUCGCCUCCCGCACAUCCAUUAGCAUGGUCAUCGUCGGAGGAGUGGUGUGGCGGACGGUGGGCUGGCGGCUCAUAGCCCUGUCGGCCUCCAUGUACGGCCUGCUCUACCUGUGGGAGAAGCUCACGUGGACCACCAAGGCCAAGGAGCGCGCCCUCAAGCGCCAGUUUGUGGACUACGCCACCGAGAAGCUGCAGCUGAUUGUAAGCUUCACCAGUGCCAACUGCAGCCACCAGGUCCAGCAGGAGAUGGCCACGACCUUUGCCCGGCUGUGUCAGCAGGUUGACCUGACGAAGAGGGAGCUGGAGGGAGAGAUCAGCCGACUGACGGCCAAGGUCCAGACUCUGGAGACAGUCCAGUCCCGCUCCAAGACCCUCCGGCACAAAGCCACAGAGUUGGAGAGGCAGUUGGGGACUUUUACAGACCAAUAUCUGAAUCCCCAUCAUUGAUGGACUGGGCCUCUCUGGCUUCCCUGGAGCCUCAGUUCUGGCAUUGACUCGCCAUGCCUGUACUCCCUUCCCCUCUCCACUCCACUCGGAGAAAAUAUGUCCACCCUUGAUAGUAUUCCUCCCAGAAUUUCCCCACCUCCAAACAGAUGUUUCUCCAAGAGAUUUGCGGAAGUGUACAGUCUUCCACGCACUUUAUAGAAUGACUUUGUUGAACUAACAGGAAGUUUGUUCUCUGCGAACACAACUACCUGUAACACAAUACAAACUGUGUAACUGUGUGAAUCGGACAUGUGAAUACUGUUCUGAAGGUCGGGACAUAAAGCCUUGGUUGUGAUUGGAGGUUGGGUUGACGCUACUGCUCUUAACUGUGAAUAUGCCUUUCACUAACUCCUGAGGUAAAUGGGUGUGUGAGUGUUUAGACACAUGUAGGCAUGUGAUUUUCAUUCAGAGCUGAAUUUGUUCUGGUUGACCCUUGGCACUGGUACCCCAAAAUAAAUACACACACACACAGCAUUCAGAAAGUGUUCAGACCCCUUGACUUUUUCCACAUUUUGUUACGUUACAG